Molecule: messenger RNA, 2204 nt
Organism: Sebastes umbrosus (honeycomb rockfish)
Lineage: Eukaryota; Metazoa; Chordata; Actinopteri; Perciformes; Sebastidae
Product: leucine-rich repeat-containing protein 10B
Exons: 1
Coding region: 828-2018 (396 amino acids)
Molecular function (GO): protein binding
Source: RefSeq, a predicted model, not a curated record
GAGGAGGAGGAGGAGGGAGGCAGCAGUUCAAUGUAAACCUUCACACUGAUGGAGAGCAGCGGCCAACAUGAGGAGAGCACAGUCACUCUGUCAGCGCUGCAAUUUCCCAAAAUGUGCAGUUUCUUUCUCCGGCGCGGAUUAAAAGUCUCCGGGAGACCUCGGCCUCUAAUGGGGAGCAGCUGCAUUAACUAGUGGACAGACUUCCAUUAACUGCUUUUCUUUGCCGCCGGCCAGGUCACUGAGCUGCGCACGCACUCUGGGUUUAUCCACCGACACCCGGCAGGAAGAGGGACAUUAAACUGACUAUUUAGAGUCCUAAAGUGGCACUGUUUUCCUGUUCUGAUAGAGAGACUGCAUCACGUGGACAGGUGACCUCAAAGCUGAGCGUUAUCUUUCUCUUACAAGCCUGGAGGAAGUGACAGGAGGAGAGGAAAGGGUAAGGACUGCAAGAAUUCAAUUUCGGCUCAAAAUUCAGCUGGUUGAGCUCAACCAGCAGCAGCACUAUAACUACUAUUAUUACUACUACUACUAUUACUACUACUACUACUACUACUACUACCACUACUAUCAUUACUAUUACUCCACAGCUUGUUAGAUAUUUCUACCGGUGUCUUCUGAUCAAGCGACAGAUGAAGGGUCAGAGAGACACCUGACAAACAUGGCUGCAGGAGUGUUAAUUGGGCCGGACCGUGAUGCCGUUUGCAGCCGGCGGGUUCAACAACAAGACAACUGCAGCCCCCAGGCGGAGGGUUAACUUGUCACAGACACUACCUCAUCAAAUGACUCUGUCCUGACUCACAUAGGAGUCAGGGGCUGCAGGCCACAGCAUGGGCAACUCCUCCAGGAAGGGAGAGGGAGAAGAGGAAGAGGAGGGGGCGAAGGAUGGCGAGGAGGCGGAAAUCACAGAGAAGAAGAAGGAAGAGGAGGUGGAGGUGGAGCAAGAGCUUCCGCUGGGGGUGGAGGAGAUGUUCGAGAGUGGGGAUCCCGUGCUGGACUUAUGCUACCGUAAAUUCAAGCGGUUGCCGUCGCAAGUUAGCGGACUGAUGCACCUGGAGAAACUGUACGUUUGUGGAAACAGCCUGCGCACUCUGCCAGACAGCGUCGCCCAGCUGCAAGGUCUGCGCGUCCUCGCCCUCGACUUCAACAAGAUGGAGGAUGUUCCCGCUGCCGUCUGCCAGCUCACUAACCUCACUCGCCUCUACCUGGGCAGCAACCGGCUCAUGUGCCUCCCGCCUGAGCUGAGGAACCUGCAGAGUCUGCGCUGCCUGUGGGUGGAGAGCAACUACAUCCUAAGUUUUCCCCGGGAGCUCUACGACCUGCCUAACCUCAAGUCCCUUCAGAUUGGGGACAACCGGAUGAAGACGCUGCCUUCUGACCUCUGCCGUAUGGAGGCUUUGAGGGGAUUAUGGCUCUACGGGAACCGCUUUGAAACCUUUCCCAAAGUCCUGCUGCGCAUGAAGGGUUUGGAGAUUUUAGAUCUGGACCGCAACAAGAUAACAGAGUUUCCCAGCCUGAAGCGUCUCCCUGCCCUGCGCCUCUUCUCCUACGACCACAACCCCGUGGAUAGCCCUCCUAGAGUGGGCGAGGAGGUGCUCGUGGUCGGGGAAGGUGCUGCGGAGUUCUUGGAUGAGCGCGAGGCCCGUAACGAGAGGCUACGGAAGGCCGCAGAGCAAGAGGCCGAAGAGUUGGCUCUGGCGGGAGAGGAGCCGGUGAUUCACGGCAUCCUGAAGAACAGCAGCUCCAACCCAAAACAAGCUGCGGGGACUUCAGGGGACGCAGACGGUAAAGACGAAGACCCUCUGGCGAACGAUGAGGAGGAUAUGGAGCUGCCCGUCACUGAGUACGACGGAGCUGAGCUCGAAUAUGAUGAAGAGGGGGUCGAAUACGAAACGGAGGAGCUGAUAUGUGAGGGAGAGGGGUUUGAGUAUGAGGGGGACGAGCUGGAGUACGAUAGGGCUCACAUGGACUACGAGUAUGAGGAGCUGGAGGACACGGGGCGACAAGAUGAAGGGGCAUGAAGUACCCCUCAUACAUCCAGUCUCAGAUGAUCUGCAGGCAGGCGGAGCUGGAUGAGAAGAAGCUGACACAAAUUAGCUGUGCUGCUAAUUUCUAAUCUAUCGUUAACUGUGAAAAUGAACAAGCACUGGGGCAUUAUGAAACUGUAAACUGACAGCAACAUCUCAAUCAGCUGCAAAUGACCAAAU